CUCGAAAUUCUUCGACAGAGGUGCGCACGCGACCUCUCGAAGCCCACAGAUACAAGCUCCUUGUUCUAAAUGUUGCUUACAAUUCCUCAGAUUGUCGCAGCAGUUUCUGCUGUUGUCUCUGCGUUCCACGGUGGAUCAGAGCUCCUCAAGCUUGUCAAGCAAAAACGCCGCGCUCGUAAAGCCCGCGAUCAAGGUCAGCAAGAAUGGGAAGAGGAGCAGCUACAAGCUUCUCUCAUCGCUGGAGAACAGCAGAUCGAUCUGAGAUAUAAGCAAGACCAGAGAGAGCUGGGUGAUUAUGUGCGCAUUGGAGAUUAUACCGCCAGAGAACGUCUCUUACAUAUAGGAGUUAUGCUGCAGGCCGAGAUCAUCAAUAGCUUAAAGCAAGCCGCUACGAACGAAGUUUGUGUGCUCAAUCUGCAUGUUCUCCACGAAGCCUCCAUUACGAACCGAAAAGAGACUCUAACGACGUUGGACGAGCUGAAGCAGAGAAUAUACAUAGCAAAGACGAUGGUGCGACCAUUGAGGGCGGCCAGUGAGGACUAUAGGGACGCGUCAAGUGGAUUGAGGCAGACCAGGAUACGCUCACUGCCAGAAAACUAUUCGGCGGCAAGCUUCUCGCCACAGGACAACCCUGGGUAUUCUAUGCACCAUCUGCCUGACUAUUGCCGGCCCCACGAUGCUAGAGACACGCCGAGAACGUCUCGACUGCCCUAUACACUUGCACAUGCUGCAGAUCCAGGCUUCAAUCAAGCUCUCGACAGGCUUCGACCUGACGACCGUGCAUCAAUUAUGAAAGAUAUUCAGCACAUGAUAAGCUCUUAUCAAGGACUCAGCGUCGAAAAUGGAUCGAGACUACCAAAAGACCACAGGCAGAGCGGUGGUCAUCCCGCUCGGCGAGAUACGCUGACCAUGCUUAACGACCGAGACGCAUAUACUGAAUCAAUGCAAGGGCUGGAUCGAAGCCUGAAUAAGCAUUUCCAUGACUCAACGUCGACAUCCGGUCAAGUGAAUACCGUCAGGCCGACAAAGGAGCAGCAUGUCUACAACCAACCGUAUCCCGCAAUCAACCCAUAUCACCAGACAGGAACGCAGACACUACAUCCCCGAUGGUCUGAUACCUCUAGCUCUGUGCAGUCUAAUGCGGCUUCUCUUGGCCGCAAAAGCUCCAGUUCGUCGCAAGAUGAUCAUGCCCGCCCUCCCGUAGCAUCAUAUGAUCAAUACGAUGAGACUCGUAGUGCUCCGCCAUACAGUUCCCCCUAUAUGGCUACAGAAGACAGAUAUACACCUUCUCCCAUUGCACCGCUGGCACCUUUACGGACUCAAUCUCACGCGCCGCACAACACUACAUCGAAGAAUGACGCCAAUGCACCAACCCACAUACCUUGGCCUGGAUCGCAACCGCAACGAGAUCCUUCUCCUUCACUACAACAUGCAUCAUCUGUACCGUAUACGCAGUCACAGCAAUAUACUGUGCCAGCUAAAGGACACUCUGCCGACGUCAGACAGUCAGUAAACCCUCAGCAUUACAUAUCAACUCCGACAGAACGUGGCAUACCCAGUCAACGCAGCAACAACGACCAUCAAGCGGCUGCGAAUAGUAACCCAACAGCAGCCGCUACUUCCUUGAUGCCAGGUUCUCCAGUUACAAGCCGAUCUCGGCACGCUAGUUUUACGCCCUCUGUCGCCUCGACCGACAGCAGCAGCUCUAUUCCGAUUGGCAUCCUUCCAGGCCGCCUGAUGCGCAACAACAUUAGAUCCGAUACUAUUCAAAGCGGACCGGCAGGUGGUGAAAGGAUGAUGAACGGCCGCGCUAACAAAGACAACGACUACUGGGGCUUCUGCAAGGGCGCCUGGGCUGUCAGAGAAGACCUUAAGAAAGGUAUCACUGUCCGCACUCAGCCCUCCGGCUACUACAACACAAGGCAGAUUUGGGGGUGUAAGCAUUGUACAUUCACGGGCGACGUCUUCACGAAGCCGCACCCCACGAAAAAGAACAGGACUGUUGAGAUAGUGGACCCGCGCGUCAAGACUUCCAUGUCCGGGAUACGGUAUCGGUGGAUAUUUCUCGCUAAGUCACACGUAAAGAAGAAGGCAGCAGAACCUAGCUCAAACGAUGACAACUUCGGCUGCCUGCUUUGCUCAGGCCAGGAUAAGGUCACGGGCGUUUACGGUGGUGUGGAAACACUUAUGAACCAUAUCGCACUCACGCAUGUGGCGGACAUGAGCGAGCAGGCACAAAAGAAAGCCAAUUGUAUUCUGGGCAGAGUAGCGGGCUAUGACGAAGACUUUGACAUCAACAUACCGAUUUUCAAAGAGGCCGAACUUGCUGGCUGAGCAAAUAUAACGGUGCUUCGAGUCUGAGCAGGAGCAGGGGGGAACGGCGUUGCGGAGUAGUAUUUGUGGAUACCCUUGCUUUCGUGUGCUAUGUUGUAACAUAAAGCCCUCCACGGGGAUCUUCAUUGAUCUGUCAUACAAGCGAAGCAC
Molecule: messenger RNA, 2484 nt
Organism: Alternaria rosae
Lineage: Eukaryota; Fungi; Ascomycota; Dothideomycetes; Pleosporales; Pleosporaceae
Exons: 4
Coding region: 70-2334 (754 amino acids)
Source: RefSeq, a predicted model, not a curated record